AUGGCCGUCUCGACGAAAGAAGUCGCGCUCGUUAUUGGUGCUUCACGAGGCAUCGGUCGUCAGAUUGCUGUGGAUUUUGCAAAGCAAGGUUAUGCAGUCGUCAUAGCCGCAAAAUCCACCUCCGACCCCUCAAAAACCACACCCUUCCCCCCCGAUCCAAACUCCCCCGCCUCCACAAUCUCCACCGUCGAGCACGAAAUCCGCUCCUCGGGCGGCGACGCCACCGCAAUCCCCGUCGACACACGCUCCUACCCCUCCAUCCACCACCUCAUCGCCCAAACACUCUCCACCUACGGCCACAUCGACGUACUCGUCUACAAUUCCGGCGCCAUCUGGUGGUCCUCUGUCUCCAACACACCUUUUUCACGCUUCCAGCUGCUCCAGCGCGUCAACAUCGAGGGCCUGUACGGCGUGCUCAGCGCCGCGUUUCCGCAUUUUGAAGCGCGGGGUUGGCGCGCCCGUAUCGUUGUUGUCUGUCCGCCGAUUUAUUCGCGGUUUUUUAGGGGCAAGACGGCGUAUGCGGUUGGCAAGGUGGGGAUGAGCGUGUUGGUCAAGGGGUUGGCCAUGGAUUUUCGGCGCGAGGAGAAGGUGGGGAUGGCGGUGAGUGGGCUUUGGCCUGCCACGGCGGUGCAGUCUGCGGCGACGGAGAAGAUGGCGCAAGAGGUGCGGGCCGAGUUGAGGAUGCCUGCUGUUUUCUCGGACGCUGUGCUUGCGGUGGUGAGGGCCCCGGUCGAAGAGGUCAAUGGUGAAUUGUUGGUAGAUGAGGAUUUUUUGAGGGAGAAGGGCGUGUGUGAUUUUGAAAAGUAUAGUCUUGUGCCUGGGUCGAGGCCGAGGAGGAUCAUGCCGGUUGAGUUUCCGGAUUUGAGGGUUAGGGAGCAGGAGGAGGAGGGGAGGAGGAUGGAUAGUGUCAAGUUGAGGGCAGCGAAACUUUGA
Messenger RNA from Plenodomus lingam JN3, 933 nucleotides. RefSeq lists its product as uncharacterized. Lineage: Eukaryota; Fungi; Ascomycota; Dothideomycetes; Pleosporales; Leptosphaeriaceae. The record is from RefSeq and is a predicted model, not a curated record.